Messenger RNA from Mercurialis annua (annual mercury), 3970 nucleotides. Its product is annotated as probable glycosyltransferase At5g03795. Gene Ontology annotation, molecular function: glycosyltransferase activity. Lineage: Eukaryota; Viridiplantae; Streptophyta; Magnoliopsida; Malpighiales; Euphorbiaceae. The record is from RefSeq and is a predicted model, not a curated record. Bases 1 to 1218 code for a protein of 405 amino acids. The transcript has a single exon.
AUGAAAGUGAGAAGGCUUCAUCACCAGCGGCUACUGCAAGUGCUAAUGGUGUUGCUUGUGGUAUGUUCCUUGCGCUUUUCCUUUUUGGGAAGCAGCAGCAGCCAAAUAUAUAGAGAGCAGCAGCAGCAGCAGCAUUGUCAUCUUUACAAUUGUUCCAAUGAUCGGGAAGAUAGCGGACCCUACCACAACUGGGAGCUAUUCGCUGCAGAUUUUGAAAAAAUGAAGCAACAAUUGAAGAUCUUUGUUUACUCCGAUGUGUUCUAUAAGAGCAGCCCUUUUGCAGACAUUUUCCUUCCCCUUCCAAACCCUUCCCACCGCCCCAACUAUUUCAGCGAACACAUCUUCAAGGUGGCCCUGCUUCGAAGUUCCCUGCUCACUCUCCUUCCCCAGAAAGCCCACUUCUUUUUCCUCCCCUUCUCCAUCAACGCCCUCAGAAACGAUCACCGCUUCCACUCCGAGGAAUCCAUCUCCCAGUUCAUCACCCACUACACCAACACUAUCACCCACCGCUUCAGCUACUGGAACGCCUCAGCCGGCGCCGACCACUUCUACGUCUGCUGCCAUUCAGUGGGGCGCCAAGCCGCCUCCAAGCAUCCUGCUCUCCGCAAUAACGCCAUUCAGCUCACGUGCUGUUCCAGCUACUUCCAGCGCUUCUUUGUUCCCCACAGAGACGUGGGCCUUCCUCAGAUUUGGCCUCGCCCUCCUUACACUCCUCCACAUCUUCAAACUAGGCAUAGGCUUGCCUACUUUGCUGGGCGUGUUCAAAAUUCUCGAGUUCGCUGGGAGCUCAUAAAUCUAUGGGGUAAUGACACUCAAAUGGACAUAUUCGACGGCAACCCUUCUCUCCCAUAUGAAGAAGGUUUCAAGAGGAGUAAAUAUUGUCUCCAUGUUAAAGGUUACGAAGUCAACACUGCGAGGGUGAGUGAUUCUAUACAUUUUGGUUGCGUUCCUGUUAUAAUUUCCAAUUACUAUCAUCUUCCAUUCGCUAAUGUCUUGGACUGGAGCAAGUUCUCAGUUAUCCUUACUCAAGAAGACAUCCCCAUGUUAAAACAAAUACUGCUGGCUAUACCAACAAAAACAUACCUCACCAUGUACCAAAAUCUCCGCAAAGUCAAGAAACACUUCCAAUGGCACACCACACCCCAAGGCUAUGAUUCCUUCUACAUGACUGCUUACCAAUUAUGGCUCAGAAGAAACAUACAUCGCUUCUCCUACUAAAGUCUUUUCAUCAUCCUCGCGAGCUUCGUAUGCAUAUUUCAUUUUCAUGUACAAAAAUUCAAUUCAUAAUCAAGCUUCACAUUCUAAAUUUUCCUUCACCAUUAUAGCAGAAUCAGCAUCAAAGCCGAUUCUGCCCCUUGCGAUCAUCGAGAUCAACGCCUUUAGUUCACCACAAGUAAGGUGCAACUAGUUAGGCUUGGAUAUUUUACCGAUUAAAAAUAAACCGUAAAGUGUUUAAGAGUUAUUUAGAAGAUUAGGCAGAUAAGAUUGUAGUAGUUUGCUGCUGAUUCUCACCUACAUCUCACUAUUAGUUUUCACAAGUGCACUCACCAUUCAAGACACUCUUUCUAACAAGAAUUUAUAGGGCUAACUCAAAACUUACAACAACAAUUAUUUUUAAUAGAAUUUAAGAAUUGAAUUGCUUUGCCAUGAAUAAUUGUACAACUUUUUUUUUUUGAUAAAAAGGAGACUGGCCAAAACCAGAAAAAUCUAGGGAGAUCUACACAUUCGGGAAAAUGAAAUUCCCGCAUUAUCAUAAAAGACGAAGCUAGAAAUAUUAGCUAACAAAGCAUCGUAGACAUUCCCUAAGUUAUGAGAGAAGUCUUGGUUAGCCAUUCUGUCAGCACAAGCUGCACAACGGUUUCCUUCCCUGUGGAUAUGUUGGGACUUCACAUGCCAUUCUCGCUUCAAAAGACCUUUGAUAGCCAUCAACAAAUUAGUAUUGGCAUUAAUAAAGUAGUCUUCCUUAAGAAUAGCUUCCACUGCAAUUAAACUAUCCAUCUCGAAAAUAACGUCUCUGAAGCCUUUUCCCCAAGCAAUCUUAAGACCAUCAUACACUCCCCAUAAUUCAGCUUGGAGAACAAAGCAGUAUCCAGUGCUCCUACUAUACCCAAAGACCCAAUCACCGUUGUUGUUCCUAGCAAUUCCUCCGGCACCUGCAACGUUUCCCGGUUGCCGAACUGAUUUUCAAAACUGACGAGGGAGGAGGGCUCCAACCAAUGAGGUGCUCCUUUUUAUAGCACAUGCCAGGUUUUGAAAGCAGCAAGUAACAGUGAGCUUGGGUAUUAUACUCAACAUCUUGCGAAUCUCCAUAACAAGCGAGUCUGAGCUAUGAUUGGAAUUCUUGAAAAUCAACUUGUUCCGCUGUUGCCAAAGCGACCAACAAGUAAUACCGAAUAUGAUGCUCCAACUUCCUGCUUCAUUCCCUUUAGAGCGAAUUACCAAAGAUCCAAUCAUCAAAAUGACUAUAAAUUGACUAACAUUGAGAUUAAGGUUAAGAGUUAUAAUUUUCCUCCACACUUCCCUAGCAAAGCAGCAAAAUCUGAGAAUAUGAUCAAUAUCCUCGGUGUGGUAAGCGUUGCAGCAGAUGUCCUCGGUCAUGUGUCUCCGGCCACGUUCGAAGUUCGUCAAAAGAUUUCCUCUAGCAGCCAAACAAAGCAUGCUCCUCGCCAUUUCCAAAUAACCCGCCAUUUACAAUUAUCAUCUUCCAUACAGUUGCUAUCUUGCAACUCAUAAGCAGAAUCCACACUAAACCUGCUGUUGGAUGAGAGACUCCAAAAAUUUCAUCGUUGCCGUCGGUCGAAAAAGGUGGUCGCAGCGAGGUGAAGAAGAAUUGAAUGAGGCAAUAGAUGUGAGACAUAAUCCCAGUUCCAUGACCCAUUGAUGUCAACAUGGCUCACCAUUUUUCCAAGCUCUAUCUCUGGGAUCGGACUAAAAGCAAGGAGAUAAAGAGGGCCUAGGUCACUAAGCCAAUUAUCAGUCCAACAUUUCACAUUACAGCCACUGCCGAGAGCAUGAUUGAUGCCAAAACUACUCCAAAGGUGGCACAGGUUUCGCCAGAGAUCUGAGCAAAUAAUCCUUGGUUUGCAAGAAUUUCUGUUCUGAGACCAAUCGUAUUUACUACAUAACACUUGAACCCAAAGCAAAUCGGGUUUAGCAAUGAGAUUGAACCCAAGUUUCAUGAUGAAGGCAUUAUUUUGUACAACUUUUAACAUUAAGUAUAUAUAUAUAGCCUAUCGUCAAAAAAAAUUAUAUAUGGCCCACAAAGCAAUAGUUUUUCGUUCCUUAAUAAUAUAUAUGUGCACUGGAGACACACGGUCAAUUUUUUUUCUUUAAAAAUUGACAGACGCCUGCAAUAUCUAAUGUGAGACAUAGCAGUCUUUGAGACGGUGGGGUAAAUGUCAUUGGCACGUCUUUUAUUUCCUUUAGAAAACUAAAGUCCCGCUCUCGUUAACAUCCAGCUUUGCCCUUGAAAACCUCCUACGGUGACAAUAUUACAAAGCGUAAAAUGUGUUUGCAACAUCUAUAUCUAUACUAUACUAUAAAGCUGAACUCUACAAAAACUAUUAACACAGUUUGGACAAGUGGCUUUCUCUUUUUAAGUCAUAUGUACUCUUAAUUUCAGCUUUGAUGUCUAGCCCAUAAUGUGAAUUCCUCAAAACUUCUGAACUCUUUAGCUUUUUAACCUUUCUUCAUAAUAAACUCUUCAUCUUACUUUCACCACUUGUCAAUAAGUAUGUAACAGUAAACUCUUACUCUUCCUUUCAUUUAUUGUCCUGCAUUGUUCAUCAAUUACAUCUAUAUUUCAAUCCCCCUAUAAAUAGCAUGAAUUUAAAGAGGAAUUCCUAAUUGUAUUCUUCCCCACACACAAGAGACAAUAAAGAGGUUUUCAAUUUGAAAUCGCCUUAUGGGCAGAUCUCUUUCUAAGUUAAUCUUUUAUUUCUAUUAGAUUCUAAGUUAAUGGAUUCCUCUA